Phytophthora infestans T30-4 is the source of this 1602-nucleotide messenger RNA. RefSeq lists its product as uncharacterized. The record is from RefSeq and is a predicted model, not a curated record. NCBI's taxonomy places the organism in Eukaryota, Oomycota, Peronosporomycetes, Peronosporales, Peronosporaceae. Bases 1 to 1602 code for a protein of 533 amino acids. The transcript has 3 exons.
AUGACGACGCCGACAGAGCCCCUCAUUCGGCUCUCUUUUGUCAGCGGCACACCAUCGCAAGCCCAUGAGCCAGAAAAGGCUCUUGGCUACGUACAGACCAAGUCCCCGGAUCCGUCCUCUCUUGAGGGUGGUGCUCUGCGUGAGGGUGGAGCCCCGAUCCUUACCAGUCGCGACAGUAUUGGUCUCCUCUUCCAAUACGCUGCAGUGGGUAUCAACUACGGCCUGCUGCCCACUACCAUCUACCCUUUUCUACAGCAAUACCUGAACGCAACGGGGUCCAAUUUCAAGGUGUUUUAUGGCAUUCUUUCGGACUGCGUGCCUCUAUUCGGAUACCGUCGCAAAGUCUGGAUGCUCAUCGGUUGGACUAUGUGUCUCAUUAUGCUGAUCGUCAUGGCUGCGUCUCCUGCUGGUGAGCCGUACUACACGGUACCGUCCGACCGCGACAUCGACCCUGCUGAUUACACGCCGGAGAUUGAGGCUCGCAUCAACUUUGACGCGGGCAACCAGGCUGGCAAAUACGUCAUGCUCAUGUUCUUCGCCGCUAUUGGCUACGUCCUAGCUGACGUCUGCGCCGACAGUAUCGUGGUGGAAUACGCUCAACGGGAGCCUGUUGAAAAGCGCGGCACGAUUCAGUCUGCCAUUUACGCGGUUCGCACUGUAUUCGUCAUCAUUGGCCAGCUUUUGGUUGGUUUCUGCUUCAAUAGUGAGGCGUACGGGGGUCAGUUCGACUUCUCGCUGAACUUCCCACAAUUAAUGGCCAUCGUCGCUGACAAGCAGACGAGAGUGCCAUUCCGAAAGUACAUGACCGAGUUGUGGGACCUGAUUCAAAAGCGUGCAGUCUACCAAGUCGUUUUCUACCAGUUCUUCCAGAACGUCUUCUCUAACAUCUCGUACACUGCCAGCUCUCCAGUGCAAUCGUACAUGGUCGGCGUCACUCCGACCAACAACACUAUCAGUGAGAUUAUUAGCAACGUGCUCUUCAUGGGAGGCAUCAUGGCUACGUCCAAGUGGGGUCUGCACUGGAACUGGCGCACAAUGAUCCUCUUUACGGGUAUCUUCGUCAUCCUCGCGGAUGGUAUUACGACUUUCCUUACAAUUUGGAAUGUGUUCCGUAGCCAGUGGUUCUGGCUCGGUAUCCCGAUGGCCGUGCAGCUCCCGUACGGUGUGGGCUGGAUGAUCGGGAAUUUUGUCAUUGUCGAGCUGUCUGGUAUCGGCAAUGAAGGGGCCAUCUACGGUCUUAUUACUAUGGUCGGCAACUUGUCGUCUCCGUUUGCACAAGCGUUGACGCUAGUGAUUAAUCAGCCCCUUAACUUGACUACAGCUCGUAUCCAGGCCGACGACACGUCCAUCCGAACAGACCUCACCUACGCGGUGUUGAUCAUGUACGGCAUGACCAUCUUUUCAUGGGUCUUCCUGGUUUUCCUUCCUCGACAGAAAGAGGAGACGCAGGAGUUGCUCCGCACGGGUGGGAGUAGCAAGGUUCUGGGUGCUCUCGCGGUCUUCUACGUCAUGUUCGCGUUCGUUUGGUCCCUCAUGACCAAUAUCAUGGCCAUGUAUGAAUCCACAUCGUGUUUGAUAAUAGCUGGUGGCAAGGGAUGCUAG